UUUUUAGAGGCUCAGCAAACCACUUCCUUACAGCAUCCAGAAUCCAGCUUACGACUGUUUAUCGCACAAGAGAAAUUGCGAGGAGCAGCUUCCCCCGAGAAUGCCCGACGAAAUCGUCAAAACCCGAGAUGGACGAAAGCGAUUGAACUACAAGGCAGCAUUUUUCACCGGAGAAAUGGUAAGCGGCACCUAUGAAGAGCAAGAUUGCAUCCGCAACUGUAACCGUUGCAAACACUAUGUGAACACGAAAAAAAUGGCCGCUGCCGCUGCACCCGAAAAUUGUCCCGGGUCGGAAGGUGGAGAAGAGGAGGGGAUUACUAUGGUUUGCAAAGUUUCUGGCAACUAUGCUGAUCAAUUGAGAUAA
Molecule: messenger RNA, 364 nt
Organism: Strongylus vulgaris
Lineage: Eukaryota; Metazoa; Nematoda; Chromadorea; Rhabditida; Strongylidae
Source: the annotation of a GenBank genome assembly